Ruditapes philippinarum (Manila clam) is the source of this 1682-nucleotide messenger RNA. RefSeq lists its product as uncharacterized. The record is from RefSeq and is a predicted model, not a curated record. The coding region runs from base 42 to 1682 and encodes 546 amino acids. The transcript is spliced from 8 exons. Lineage: Eukaryota; Metazoa; Mollusca; Bivalvia; Venerida; Veneridae.
UGUUAAAGAUCAACAUCUAAAUAUUUUAGAAGAUCGUCGGAAUGGAGGAAAACCAGGCGAUGAUGAGCAGAGCUGAAUUACACAGCAUGAUUGCACAGUUGGAGGAGGCAGAGCUAAAAUCCGGCUCGAAGCCGGCAACAGAACUCUCCGGUAUCAGAACGAAUCCUGCCGAAAUAUCACGGAAGAAACCUGGACUGACCCAAGAAGAUAAACAACUGUCAUGGAGGCUGACAAAAACAGAAGCGAGACUUAGUCAAAGUGAAGACGAGAACAAGAGACUGAGAGAAGACUUGAAGGAAAUGCUCGACUCGAACACAGAACUGCAGCAGAUCAUUGUGUCAGACGACAGCCCACUUUGUCCACUUAUACAGAACGAGAGUUAUGGAAGUAGAUCAUCUAUAAGACGAGUAUCUGUCUCCACAGAGACCGAGAGUGAAGAUUCUGACUCGGGUACAACACAAUCUCUUUACUCUAGACUGACCAAAGCUGAACGGGACCAAGAACGACUUCAACAAGCAUAUGACAUUCUUGAACAAUCGUACAAAGACCUGUUGCUUCGUCUCCAACAGUGCGAAGAAGAAAAUAUCUUAAAUAAACGAAAUAACGACAUAAACCAUACAAUAGAAAUUGACAGUGAUUCUGGUUUGGUGCUAUCCAAUUUGAAAGAGUUGGAGACAGAACAAAAUGAGCUCAAGGCGAGUACGGUUAAACUUGGACGUGUUUGUGAACAGCUUAAUGAUAGAAUUGACGUGUUAUAUAACGAGAAUGUCGAUAUUAAAACACAGAAUGAUACACUGACGAGACAGAACAAAGAAUCCAUGAAUGAGAAGGAGAAACGAAUAAAAGAAAUCGAGGCGUUGAGAAAUGAAUUGAAUAAUAGUAAAGAUGAAAACAAACGAUUGUCGGACGAGAUAAGAAGGUUUACUCAACAACAGCAAAAGAGAAAGGACACUGGUAGCAAGAAAGAUCUUACAAAUAUUGAGCAAGAUUUAUCUGACAUGAAACAAAAAUACGAGGAGGCCAAUAGAAGGUUAAAAGAACUGACCACACCAAAACAUUUACAGCAAACAAAGAGCCUCGAUUUAAAUUUAACCACACCCACUUCAUUGGCAGAAAAGUUCAGGAAGGAAUUAUUUGAACAGCAUUGGAAACAAGCAUUUGAUAAAAUGACGAAGAAGUUAAAGAAAGAAGAGAAAAAGACGAUACACGUGCUGGGAGAAAUUUGCACGGAGGCGUAUUUGUUUUGUAAGCGAGCGUCCAGGAAUCAGAUCGAGACGGUGGCCUCAGCACUCCUGUCCCCAACAGCCAAUCACUACAGGAGUAACCAGUUACCUAAAAGACACACACCACCCAAAUCUCUUCAUGAGCAUUUACCGGAGGAACUUAGACGUCGUCUGCUACACUAUAGAUGUAGACCUUCACAAGACAUGUUGAACACUGGAGUUAAUGUAAGCUUCUAUUUUCUGUUAUAUACCAGUCACCCGCUAUCCAAGAUGUCCGACCCACCGAUGUAUUUAUUGUUUAAAGUGAAACACGGGUUCGAAAUUGACAAUGAAAAGUUCGACAGAUAUCAGGCACGGGGUAAACGGGUUGAUUACGUCAUAUGGCCUGCAGUUCUUACAGAAGAGGGUGGCGCUUGUGUUCAAAAAGGAAUGAUUUACGCGUUACCAGAGCGAGGUUAA